AUGACGACCCUCCGUCACCUCCUCUUCCUCUCAACCAUCUUCUCUCCCGCACUCUCCUCAGCCAUCAACGUCCCUCGCCAAGCCGUCUCCGACGAGACAACAACCACCUCCUCCGCCGCUCCCACCGGACCACCAGGCAUCGUGCUAACCCCACCCGACAUCCCCGAAUGGACAGUCACCGAGUCCUCCUACGAAUCCACCGACUUCGGGGAGCUCCCGGCCGAGACCGAAACCUCCUUGGAACCCAGCGAAAGCGACACCCUCCCAUGUGCAGGCAACCUAUUCCCCAUCAUCUCCUCCUCCAUGUCCCUCCGCCCCUGCACAACCACCUUGACCAGCACCGCAAGCCACAACCGUCCCUGCCCCCCACCCGAAUGGGACGGCACCCUGACUUCCUUUCCGUCCACCACCACGCUGUUCAAGCCCAUCAACUGCAACGGGUGCAGGUAUUGCUACUGUGCUCGUGGCGACGCCGAGCACGACCUGGACUGA
This is a messenger RNA of Neurospora tetraspora, 492 nucleotides long. RefSeq lists its product as uncharacterized. NCBI's taxonomy places the organism in Eukaryota, Fungi, Ascomycota, Sordariomycetes, Sordariales, Sordariaceae. The record is from RefSeq and is a predicted model, not a curated record. The transcript is spliced from 2 exons. The coding region runs from base 1 to 492 and encodes 163 amino acids.